AUGCAUGAGAAACUUCUAACUGGUCUGUUAGAAAGCUAUGAUUUUCUUUGUCCAAAUGAAUAUUCAGCAAAAACAUUUGGAAUUCUCGCUUUUUUGACGCGAAAGGGUGUUGGUGAUAUUAACUUUUCAGAUUUAUUUGAUGAUAUCGAUAAACCAGGUCGUAACAGAGAAAUGGUCAGUUUUACAAGAUUACUCGAAGAUAAACGACAAUCACUGCAAGAUAUCGAUGCAUCAAUUGAAAAAUGUUUAAUGUUAAAUCGUUUAUUAACAUUCAUUCAGAAGUUUUUCUCAACUAAGAACGAGUCAGAAUUCACAGCACUUAUUUCUGAUAUUCGUCUUGAAAUGCAUUCACAAUUAUUAGAACAUGAUCUACCAUUACAAUUAAAAUCCGAGGAUUUUCGACUGAGAGAAAAAGAAUUUCAACUCAGAAAUAAUGCACAACGUCGGAGAAGACUUUUUUUUUAUGAUAUUAAAGAUAUUGAAAGUCCUCCAAAUUUAAUCAAUUUACAAAACAAAACAACAGCUCAUUUAACCUUUAUUAUUAAUAAUAUGCGAAAGAAUAAUUCAUUUCGUCAACAUGGACUUCAUGAAAUCAAGUCAAUAUUAAAUGACUCAUUUCUUAUUGUGUCUCAUCCUCACAUCGGCUCUACGGCACCGGUAACAAUAUAUGAUAAAAAAUCUGCCGACGAGUAUACUGCAAAGAUAAAUAUUAGAAUUAUGUGUUUAUUACAUGAUUAUAUGAGUAAUAAUACAAAUUCUAUUGAAAUUUAUGAUGUUGAGCCAAGUUUAUGGCCUGUAUCACAAACACCUCCGCUACCGUAUAAACUUGUAGAACCACAAUCAAUUACGUGGAAAACGUGUCAAGUGAAUAUUUUAGGAAAACUAAAGACAUUUCGUUAUUGUGAAUUAACAUCAUUUACACUCAAACAAUCACAAACUUCAGUAGAACCAAGAGUUCGAUUUGCACAACAAUUACAUCGAUUUAGAUUUGCAAUUAAACUUAAUUUUCACAUCGAAGCUCUCAACGAACAUUUUGAGCACUUUCUUACUGUCGAUUCAUUAUCAUUCGGAAUUGGUGCUCAUAAUUCUUAUACCUCUGCUCUUGAAACAAGAGUGUUACUCAAUGACAUUGAAACGUUUUGGAAUCGUCCUGUAUGUGCACAAAAGACUAUGUACUCUCAACCACUAGAUCCAAGAGAAGUUAUACAUUAUAUGUUCCGUUAUUUUGUACAUAAAACAGGUGUUAAACCAAAUAGCUGUGUGCGUUCUUAUCUCAAACAAGAGAUAACGAAAGCAUAUGAGAGCAAAACUGGAAACAAUGUUAAUCUAUCAUUAGAAGAUAUUUAUUUCGAUGUCUUAGUACAAUUUGUUAAUCAAGUUGAAUUUAUGGCAAAACAUCCUGUUCUUGCCAUGUUUCAUGCCGAUGGACUUUUUCUUGGAACAUGUAAUAGUACCAUAGCAGCAGACGCAAUGGUUAGACCACGAUCACCGUCAGAUUCUCAAACAGAAUCAUCUCCUAUAAUUGGUUUGAGAUUUAAUUCAAUAAAAACUGAUAAGACAAAUAAACGAAUACAGUAUCGAACAUUAGAUAGUAGCAUAUUAGCCAAUGAUAUUAGUAAACUUGUAUGUGAUACCGUGGAGCAAAAAGCAAAUAAUAUUCGAGUAUUAUCUGAUUUUGGUGAAACAUAUUUAAAUAAAACUUAUAAAUCUUUUAAAGAUUUUUGCAAUUAUUUUAGUGAAAAAUUGGAACAAUUAUGCAAAAAUGAUGGAAAAUAUACACCAGUAACAAAUGUCGUAUCAAAUGCAACAGAUAUACCAACUGAAACAAAAAUAGAAAACUCAUUACAUCCAAAUUAUACAUUAUCAUCAUUUACAAAUUUUGACUAUGCAAGAACUCCAGAUGUUUCGCCAUUCUCACCACCAUCAGUUUACACAGAGGUAUUUAUUAACUUAUUUGAACAAAUUUUUUUCGAUGCUAACGAGAAAGGAUGA
Messenger RNA from Didymodactylos carnosus, 1992 nucleotides. The record is from the annotation of a GenBank genome assembly. Lineage: Eukaryota; Metazoa; Rotifera; Eurotatoria; Philodinida; Philodinidae.